CCAGCAAACAACGGCGACGUGUCCAAGGCAGGCGACACAGACCAGGCCAGCCCCAUCUGCACCCCGUGUGUAUAGCCAGUCAGCAUGGGCAUGAAACUCGAUGUCAAGGUACCUCUUCAGCACAUUGCACAACGCAACCAGCUAACGAACAGCGCAUUCACCUGGCUCGCAGCGAUCGAGUCAAGGCUGUACGCCAUUCAACUUCCUAACCAGAAUACUAAUCCCAGAUUGAUUUUCAUCCAACAGAGCCAUGGAUCUUGACAUCCAUGUACAAUGGCCAGGUCCUGCUCUACAACUACCAGACCUCCGCCAUCAUCAAGACAUUUGAAAUUACCGACGUCCCCAUUCGCGCAUGCCGCUUCAUUGCCCGCAAGAACUGGUUCGUGUGUGGUAGUGAUGAUUUCAUGCUGCGCUGCUUCAACUUCAACACUGGUGAAAAGGUGAUUCAAUUCGAGGCACACCCAGAUUACAUUCGUUGUUUGGCCGUGCAUCCAACCUUACCACUUGUCUUGUCUGGUUCGGAUGACAUGACAAUUCGAUGCUGGAACUUUGAUCAGAGCUGGAAAUUGCAGCAGACGUUUGAGGGACACGCGCACUAUGUCAUGUCGUUGGCCUUCAACCCAAAGGACACCAAUACAUUUGCUUCUUCCUGCCUGGACAAGACGGUCAAGACCUGGUCGAUUGGUUCUCCUCGCGCCAACUUCACGCUUGAUGCACAUGAUCGUGGUGUCAACUACGUCGACUACUACCCACAAAAUGAUAAACCCUACAUGAUCACAACAGGUGACGACAAGCAAAUCAAAAUCUGGGACUAUCAAACAAAAGCCUGCGUCCAGAUUCUAGAGGGACACACCUCGAAUGUCUCCUUUGCCGUCUUCCACCCUGAAAUCCCAGUCAUUGUGUCUGGCUCAGAAGAUGGAACCAUUAAAAUCUGGCACAGCGGCACCUACCGUCUUGAACAAACCUUGUCGUAUGGUCUCGAACGCGCUUGGUGUGUGGGUGUCUUGAAGGGUCGUAAUGACAUCUGCAUGGGAUUCGAUGAAGGCUGUGUUGUUCUCAAGAUGGGUCGUGAGGAACCAGCAGUCUCUAUGGAUGCCGCUGGAAAACUCAUCUGGUCGCGCGGUACUGAAAUCCAGACUGCCAUUGUCAAGGCAGAGGAUGAGGCGCUCAAGGAUGGCGAACGCUUGUCAUUGACAGUUAAGGAUCUCGGCGCUUGUGAAGUGUAUCCUGCAAUGCUGCAGCAUUCACCCAAUGGACGCUUUGUGGUGGUGUGCGGCGAUGGUGAGUAUAUCCUCUACACGGCCCUUGCUUGGCGCAACAAGGCCUUUGGCGCUGCAACGCAAUUCGUGUGGUCUGUGGAUUCCAAUGAAUACGCAAUUCGUGAGGCAAACGGCGGUGUCAAGGUCUUUAAGCAAUUCCGCGAACGUGUGGGAUUAUUGGAUCUCGGAUUCGCGUGCGAGUCCCUGUUUGGCGGUCAGCUAUUGGGUGUGAGUGCCGGUGAGUCGGUCAGCUUGUUUGAUUGGACAUCGGGUCAAUUGGUGCGUCGCAUUGACGUUGCUGGUUGUCAAGACAUUUUCUGGUCAGAGGAGGGUGACUUGUUUGCACUGUGCGUCGAUGAUGCAUUCUACGUGCUUCGCUUUGAUCGUGCUGCCUAUGACGAAGCAGUAGCUGCAGGAACAGCCUCGGAGGAUGAUGCCGGUGUGGAAGACGCCUUUGAAGUCAUUGCCACCAUCAAUGAACGCGUUGUGAAUGGUCGAUGGGCAGGCGACUGCUUCAUCUAUGCGGAUAGUGCGAAUCGUUUGCAAUACCUCAUUGGCGAUCAAACACACACCGUCAGUCACUUUGAUGGUGGAUACUACUUUUUAGGGUACAUCCCCCGCGAUGGACGUGUGUACCUUGCCGACAAGGAUAUGCAUGUCGUUGGCUACAAGUUGAGUCUCGAGCUCAUUCAAUACCAAACCCUCAUUACGCGUGGCGAAGAAGCGGAAGCGGCAGAGAUGCUAGCGACGAUGCCAGAGGAGGAGAAACCACGGAUUGCACGAUUCUUGGAGAGUAGAGGGUUGAAGGAUCUAGCACUCAGUGUCACAACGGAUCCUGAACAACGCUUUGAAUUGGCCCUAUCGCUUGGACAACUCGAGACUGCUUCUGCCAUUGCAGAGCAGAGUGGUUCUGAAGCGAAAUGGAAAGUAGUGGGUGAUGCUGCAUUGUCGCAUUGGGAUUUCGCCUUGGCAGAGCGUUGUUUUACAAAAGCGCGUGAUUUGCCCUCGCUCUUGUUGUUGCACAGUGCAACGGGUCAUGUGGAGGGGUUAGAGGCAUUGGCGGAAGAUGCAAGGAAAGCGGGGUUAUUCAAUAUUGCCUUUGCUGCUCAAUGGUCAACGGGCGAUGCAGCUGGAUGCGUGUCGACAUUGAAGCAAGCUGGAAGAGAGGCGGAAGCCUGUUUACUGGCUCGAGCGUAUGCACCUGCAUCCGUUUCCAGUACAAUGGAAGAUUGGCGGCAACGGCUCGUGAAGGAUGGCCGGGGCAAGAUCGCCGAGAGGUUGAUGGAGCCCGAGGGUCUUGCUGAGGCAGAGACGAGCACAAGCAACCAAGGUGGUGAUUUGGUUGAUUUGACAGAGACGGGCGAGGAGGUCAAGGAGCCAUCAGCGGGCGGCAAGAAGAAGAAGGGCAAGAAGGCCAAGGACUAGCAAUAGGAUACACAUCAAAGGAUAAAAAGAAAGAUUUGUUCUGUAC
Protomyces lactucae-debilis is the source of this 2730-nucleotide messenger RNA. Its product is annotated as putative COPI vesicle coat beta. The transcript has a single exon. The record is from RefSeq and is a predicted model, not a curated record. Gene Ontology annotation, molecular function: protein binding; structural molecule activity. The coding region runs from base 267 to 2684 and encodes 805 amino acids. Lineage: Eukaryota; Fungi; Ascomycota; Taphrinomycetes; Taphrinales; Protomycetaceae. Gene Ontology annotation, cellular component: COPI vesicle coat. Gene Ontology annotation, biological process: endoplasmic reticulum to Golgi vesicle-mediated transport; retrograde vesicle-mediated transport, Golgi to endoplasmic reticulum; intra-Golgi vesicle-mediated transport.